AUGCGGAAGUGCCAGGCGAGCGGGAGGCGCAGCUCCGGGAGAGCGCAGCUCGGCCCCGCCGCCCGGCCCGUGCUCCCGGGCGCAGCCACGCGGGUGCAUCGGAGACAGAUCCCUUUGCCAUGAACCAGCCGGCCCCCAGGCCCCCCCCUCCACCCCGCCGUGUGCGACUCAAGCCCUGGCUGGUGGCCCAGGUGAACAGCUGCCAGUACCCAGGGCUUCAGUGGGUCAAUGGGGAGAGGAAAUUCUUCUACAUCCCCUGGCGCCAUGCCACACGGCACGGCCCCAGCCAGGACGGAGAUAAUACCAUCUUCAAGGCCUGGGCCAAGGAGACAGGAAAGUACACCGAAGGGGUGGACGAGGCAGACCCGGCCAAGUGGAAGGCCAACCUGCGCUGUGCCCUUAACAAGAGCCGUGACUUCCGCCUCAUCUAUGAUGGACCCCGGGACAUGCCACCUCAGCCCUACAAGAUCUACGAGGUCUGCUCUAAUGGCCACGCUCCUGCAGAGUCACAGCCCAGUGAGGAUUACGCUUUUGGUGCAGGAGAGGAGGAGGAGGAGGAAGAGGAAGAGCUCCAGAGGAUGUUACCAAGCCUGAGCCUCACAGAAGCAGUGCAACCUGGCCCCCCCAUGGCACCCUAUUCCUUACCCAAAGAGGAUGUCAAGUGGCCACCCACUCUCCAGCCACCUGUGGUGCUGGGCCCUCCUGCACCAGACCCCACCAGCCUCCUGGGCCCCACUCCUGGCAACCCUGCUGGCUUUGGGGAGCUUCUCCCUGCGGUCCUGCCGAGCCUGCAGCCUGGGUCCCUGGCUGCCAGCCUGCCCCCCACAGGCGAACAACUCCUGCCCGACCUGCUGAUCAGCCCCCACAUGCUGCCUUUGACUGACUUGGAGAUCAAGUUCCAGUACCGGGGGCGGCCACCCCGUGCCCUCACCAUCAGCAACCCACAGGGCUGCCGGCUCUUCUACAGCCAGCUGGAGGCCACCCAAGAGCAGGUAGAGCUCUUUGGCCCCGUGAGCCUGGAGCAAGUGCGCUUCCCCAGCCCUGAGGACAUCCCCAGCGACAAGCAACGCUUCUACACAAACCAGUUGCUGGAUGUCCUGGACCGCGGGCUUAUACUCCAGCUGCAAGGCCAAGAUCUGUAUGCCAUCCGCCUGUGCCAGUGCAAGGUGUUCUGGAGCGGGCCCUGCGCCUCAGCCCACGGCUCACAGCCCAACCCCAUCCAGCGGGAGGUCAAAACCAAGCUCUUCAGCCUGGAGCAUUUUCUCAAUGAGCUCAUCCUGUUCCAGAAGGGCCAGACCAACACCCCGCCACCAUUUGAGAUCUUCUUCUGCUUUGGGGAGGAGUGGCCUGACCUCAAACCCCGAGAGAAGAAGCUCAUCACUGUACAGGUGGUGCCUGUAGCAGCUCGGCUGUUGCUGGAGAUGUUCUCAGGGGAGCUUUCUUGGUCAGCUGAUAGUAUCCGGCUACAGAUCUCAAACCCAGACCUCAAAGACCACAUGGUGGAACAGUUCAAGGAGCUCCAUCACAUCUGGCAGUCCCAGCAGCGGUUGCAGCCUGUGGCCCAGGCCCCUCCUGUGGCAGGUCUUGGUGCUGGCCAGGUGGCCUGGCCCAUGCACCCAGUCGGCAUGCAACAAUGAGACUGCGGAUAGUGACUGGCACGGGCUUCCCAGGUGUCUGUGUGGAUUCAUGUGGAGGUGCAAUGGCCCCAGUUGGCACCUGAUUGGCUCGCAGGUCCUCUCUGGGUCUUCUGGAAGUGGAUUUGUGCUGAGGGAAGAGAGCUCUGUGUUCCAGGCUCUCCUCGCAGCAUCUGAGGGAAGCUAGAAGCCACUUUUGCUUUCAGGGCUCAGUCUUCCUGGAUGUGCCUCGCCUCUGCUCACUCUGGAGGAACUCAGCCAUCAGCCCCGGUGAGCAGAGAACUCCCCCAACCCUAGGGGCCUAGCUGAGAGGGAUCUGUCCCAGAGUAGUGGCCCACCCUUGUGGUUGCCCCCCAAUUCCUCAGGCAAAGACAGUCAAGUGCUGUGGGCCAUGCUCUCUCAACAGGGCAUGGGCCUGAUCUGAUUUGGGGGUUCUCUAGUUUGAGCCUCACACCCUCAUAUCUGAGACAGAUAUGCACAUAGGUAUUAUACCAGAUGCUUAAGGCUGGCAGCUACCUCCUUGAAAGAACAUGGAAUAGAAGUGGAAUUUUAUGUAUUUUUCAAUUAAUAAAUAUUGAAAAGAUCCAGUUGCUUCCAUGCUGUUCUACCAGACCCGAUUUCUGAUAUCAGCUGGCUCUAUUUCCCCUAGCACCUGCCCUCCAUCUCUGGGGCCAUGACAGAGGGCGGGUCUGCCUUCUAGGUUGAUGAGUCAGUAGGGCGCCAGGAGCACUGAACUGGCUGGCUUUGCUUUCCAGGAGGAAGCUAGCUGAAGUAAGGGUGUGGAUUUUUAAAUGUAUGCAGCCUAAGAUCCUGUCCAAGUCAAACUCUGAGUACAACCGAUGUUAUGCAGGAAGGUUUGUUUCAUUGGUUUCAAUAUUAGAUAGAGCUCUGCAGUCAAGCUUAUUAGCUUAAAACCCAAUUACUUUAACAUACUGAAUGAUCCUAUUUAUAUAAAACUAAAGAAAAUGCAAACUAAUCUACAGUGACAGCAGAUCAGUGCCUACUUGAGCAUGGGGUGGAUGGUAAGAGGCAUGAGGAAACUUUUGGGAGUAAAGGUAUGUUCACUAUCUUGUGUCAAUGGUUUCAUGGGUGUAUCCUAUGUCAAAGCUUAUCAGCUGUAUAACUUCAAUAUGUGCAGCUUAUUCUAUGUCAAGCAUACUGCAAUACAGGUUUCUUUUUUUCAAAGACCAAAUAUUGUACUCAGUAGGUUAGGAAUUAAUCCAUCUACUUGGGUGGCCACAGGAGAAAGAAUAUACGUACCACAAAUGUAGCAUGAGCUUUAGGGUGAACUAGAAUAAAAGAUGCAGAAUGAGCCACUCCCCUGAAAUAUGAAGGGUCCGUGGCACCAAGAGCAGGCGCCUGCUGUUUAAACUCCAUAGGCAGCUGUCUACCAGGUAAUGGCUAAAACUGCUCACUCGUGUCAUCUAGCUGUGUCAUUUCAGAGCUCUGAGGCAGUAAAAGGAAGGAAAAACAAACACUGAUUAAAUUUUAAAAAUUUAUUUCUUUUCUUUUUUUUUUGUUUGUUUGUUUUGUUGCUGUUGAUUUGUUCUUGAGAUGGCUGUAACACCAGACAGAACAGUGCCCUCAAAUCUAACACCUGUGCAGGGCUGCAACUCCUUUAAAACAUUAAGAUCAGCUUUGGGCUUCCCUCUCCCGCCUCACCCCCCAACAAAGUCAAAUAAUUUCCACAUUUUUUAGUAAAAUACAGUUAGCCCUGUAAACACUUUCCCUCAUAUUCCCACCCACCCUCCUUUUUCCCCUCUCUCCUGUCUGUGGGUGAAAAAUUAAAAAAAAAAAAAAAAUUCUUAAAAAAACCUAAAACUUAGAAUAUACAUUUAUAUCCCACUCACCCUAAUUUUGGCUGAUGACAACCCACUGUGGAUUGGAAGUGGAUUUAGAGGUUGGAUAGAGUCAGGGUUGGGAUAUACAUGAAUUUUGGCCCUCACAGGUCCUGGUAUCACUGAUGUGACCAUGAUAUAAAACAAACAGGCUCCUCGUCUGAGCAACUCUAGAGGUGGGAAGAAACGCUGGGAGAGUGCGAUAAAUUUCUACUCGUUUUUGUUAAAAGAGGAGGGGGAAAGGGCAAGAAGGGAGGGUGGGAGAGAAAGAGAGGAAAAAACAAUAGAAAACCUUAAGAGAGGAUCCUGACCCUUUUCUUCCAAUUGCAGCGAUUUCAUCUGAAUUCCCAUUUUCUCUAAGUAAAUGGUUUCUGCUUCAUAAAAAUUUGUACUUUUAUUUUAUUGUAUGUGCACAUGCAUGUUAGCAUGUGUGUGUAGGUACGUGUGUGUAUGUGUGCAUGUCACUGCUGCCAAGUGAACGUUUCAGUUCUGGUUUCAGUUUAGUUUUCCUUUUUUUUUUGUUUCCUUUUUUAUUUCUUUAAAAUUACUUUUCCUUUUGAAACAAGUUCACCAGGAAACCAGCUCCCCUCCCACCACACCGGACAGGCCACAGCCAUCUUUUUUUAAACCGCGCUGAUUUUCCCUCACACCCCCAAACAGGAACUCCUCAGGAUGGCCUCUGAAGGCUGGAGUCUCUCCCUGUCUGGCGGGACGCCCUGGUGGCGGUGAAGGCCCCUCUGCCACAAUGGAGGUUUCUGAUUGUGGGACACAGUCUGGUUUUUGUUUUCUUCCUGUCUUCUAAUUAAAAAAGACAUUCCUGACAAAAGAGAGGAAACAGUCAAUAAUUGUGGUCCAGGACAUAGUGAGCUUCUUAUAAAGUCAAGGCAGACGUUUCUCUACUUGCUCAGGUACCUCAUUCUACCCUCUGCAACAAGGACUCGGUUUAAAAAAAAAAAAAAAAAA
Messenger RNA from Lynx canadensis (Canada lynx), 4435 nucleotides. It is a transcript of the gene IRF5, whose product is annotated as interferon regulatory factor 5. The record is from RefSeq and is a predicted model, not a curated record. Gene Ontology annotation, cellular component: nucleus. Lineage: Eukaryota; Metazoa; Chordata; Mammalia; Carnivora; Felidae. The transcript has 9 exons. Gene Ontology annotation, biological process: immune system process; regulation of transcription by RNA polymerase II. The coding region runs from base 120 to 1637 and encodes 505 amino acids. Gene Ontology annotation, molecular function: protein binding; RNA polymerase II cis-regulatory region sequence-specific DNA binding; DNA-binding transcription factor activity, RNA polymerase II-specific.